Beta vulgaris subsp. vulgaris (sugar beet) is the source of this 2015-nucleotide messenger RNA. Its product is annotated as equilibrative nucleotide transporter 1. Bases 614 to 1660 code for a protein of 348 amino acids. The transcript is spliced from 2 exons. Gene Ontology annotation, biological process: nucleoside transmembrane transport. Gene Ontology annotation, molecular function: nucleoside transmembrane transporter activity. The record is from RefSeq and is a predicted model, not a curated record. Gene Ontology annotation, cellular component: plasma membrane. Lineage: Eukaryota; Viridiplantae; Streptophyta; Magnoliopsida; Caryophyllales; Amaranthaceae.
ACCCUGGUCCAAUAGAAACUAUUGUACUUAGCCAAAGAAGGCACAGUUCGAGUCCAGUAACGUUACAUCAUCAUCAUGUAUGAAGUAUUUCAUUUUAGAAACAGGUUAUCUACUCUCAGAAUGCCUUCAUUCCAUCUGUUGAUUACUUGCACUACUCCAUUACAACUGGAUCUUUUUCAUGGAUGUUCAGUUUGCUACAGUUUCUCUCUUCUUCCCAAUCUUCUAUAUCCACCAGUCAGAUGCCUACGCCGCAGCCACAGGGGGUGAGGUCUCUUCCGGUGGCUCAUUUGGUGGUGUACCCGUUCCGUCAAUUGACCGAAGACUUGCUUGUAAUUGUUAUCUCCAAUAAUAAGUGGCCUCCUUCCAAGUCCCUACCAAACGCAUUCUAAAUGAAUAUAUCUAUUUCUAUGGAUGGCCAAUAGUUCUCUUUUGAAGAUAUUUCAUAAAAUUAAUUUAGUAAUAAAACAAUAACCUUUCUCUAUCAAUUUGCUUCCUUAAGUAUCCAACCUUAUGAAUAUACUUUUUGUAUCUUUACUCAAUACAGCGCUCCUCUUUAACUCCUUUCCAGAAACAUUGAUCACAUACUACUAUUUCAUUUACUUUGAUAUCAAGCAUGGGUAGUAAUGAAGCCACAAUCUCUCUUCUCCAUAACUCCGGCGACACGAAAAUCGAGAAGAAGAUCCCUGGGGAUAGUUAUAACUUGGUAUAUACAAUCUACUUCAUCUUAGGAACUGGUUACCUUCUACCAUGGAAUGCUUUCAUCACAGCAGUUGACUACUUCCACUACCUCUACCCUGAUCGUAGCGUUGACCGUACCUUUUCUGUUGUUUCUCAGUUGGUGAUGCUCUUUACUGUGCUCAUUCUUAUCUUCUGCUUCAGCAAGUCUCAAGCCCAUAUCCGCAUUAACUUGGGCUUGGGUCUCUUCUUGCUGUCCCUCUUGGUGGUUCCCUUCAUGGAUGUUUUCUAUAUUAUGGGCCGAAGUGGGCUUUAUAUUGGAUAUCAUGUUACUGUUGGGGCUGUGGGCCUCUCUGCUGUGGCUACUGGUCUAGUCCAAGCUAGUCUUAUCGGGUCUGCAGGCGAGUUACCGGAACGUUAUAUGCAGGCCCUGUUUUCUGGCACUGCUGCCUCAGGUGUCCUUGUUUCCUUCCUAAGAAUCUUUACUAAAGCCGUAUAUCCACAAGACAACCACGGCUUGAGGAGUAGUGCUAUCCUAUACUUUGUCGUUGGUAUCGUUUUUAUGAUCAUCUGUAUUAUCUUAUACAAUGUGGCGCAGAGACUUCCUGUUAUCAACUACUACAACGAACUGAGAACGCAGGCUGUUGCAAACAAGGAGGAACUCGAGCAAGAACGUUCUCUAUCUGGCCCCGUUUGGGAGAUCAUAGCGAAAAUCAAAUGGUAUGGCGUUGGAGUUAUGCUUAUAUAUGUUGUCACUUUAUCUAUAUUUCCAGGAUUCAUUACUGAAGAUGUAAACUCCGAGUUCCUUGGAAAUUGGUACGGCAUUCUCCUCAUCACCAGCUACAAUGUGUUUGAUUUAGUAGGCAAGUCAUUGACUGCUGUAUAUUUAGUAGAAAACGCGAAUGCUGCUAUUGCUGCAUGUUUUCUUAGGUUGCUGUUUUAUCCCUUGUAUUUGGGAUGCUUGCAUGGUCCUCAAAUCUUUUAAACUGAGAUACCUGUAACAUUCCUGACUUGUCUGCUAGGGCUAACCAACGGCUAUCUCACAAGUCUUAUAAUGAUUUCGACUCCCAAAACGGUCCAGCUUCAGUAUUCAGAGACAGCAGGGAUUUUGAUUGCAUUGUUCUUAAUUGUAGGCUUGGCUGUUGGCUCAAUUGUGUCUUGGUUUUGGGUAAUCUAACCUGAGAACAAAUUGUGAACUUUGCCUUGUAUCAGUUCAAUCAAUUAUAGCACUUUCAGCAGUUCAGUACUGCUCUUUUUGGCUCUCUGUAUACCAAAAUGUAAGAUAAACAAUAUUGUAGUUUCAGUUCUAAUACUGAUUUAUACCUCAGUUCAGAUUUUCA